This is a messenger RNA of Thermothielavioides terrestris NRRL 8126, 2725 nucleotides long. RefSeq lists its product as uncharacterized. Gene Ontology annotation, molecular function: kinase activity. Gene Ontology annotation, biological process: ubiquinone biosynthetic process. Gene Ontology annotation, cellular component: extrinsic component of mitochondrial inner membrane. NCBI's taxonomy places the organism in Eukaryota, Fungi, Ascomycota, Sordariomycetes, Sordariales, Chaetomiaceae. Bases 264 to 2651 code for a protein of 795 amino acids. The transcript has a single exon. The record is from RefSeq and is a predicted model, not a curated record.
CCUACCAGCAAAGGCACCCGCACCCAAAAAUUUGCGGCUCCUGCAGUGGGUUCUGAUCGCUGUGCACUUGCGCAGUACACGACCUCGGGAACCAUCCACCCGAUCCGGUUUCCGACCUGGCCGGGUCAGUCUGUGCCCCGGCUGCAAUCCCGCCCAUCUGUAAGACGAGAUGGACAGCCCCCGGGUACUACUGAGGUAGACCCCCGUUGUUCCAUUACGGAGUAUUUCUUGUUGGAAUAUAAUACAAACAAAAGACCCGCAACAUGCGACUCGCGGACCUGCUCGUCGACCUCGCCGCCGUCGCGAGCGCGUCGCGCUCCGUGGCCAAAAAACAUGUCGCGCUGAGGGCGAGGCAACUGGAGCGGUAUGGUCGAGAGGCCACCGUCGUGCGCGAUGUCUUGAGACGGGGAGCGUCGGAAGGGGGGAAGGAGGCGGCGCCGGAGGAGGAGCAACCACGGAGUGCCCAGACUCGACAGCGGGAAUCUGAAGGGCAAGCGGACGAGAGAGUCCAGGCGGAGCAGGUGGAACAGCGGAAUCCGGACGAGGCGGGGAUGGCCGCCUCGGCUGCGGCUGCGGAGGACGGGGUGCACGCCCGGGAACGGGAACCCGAGGUUCAGGCCGACCCCCGAACGCGGACAGCAGAUGGCGAACCGAUGGCGGACGCCCCGGGAGAAACACCUCAUCAAAGCAGCGAAGGGAAGCCCGACUUCGUGCGUGCUCCGUGGGCGGACGGUGGGAUUGCCAUGUUGCAGCAUGGCUUCGUCCCGCCAAAACGGCCGCCGCCAGUAUCUGGAAGAAUGCCGGCUGUCGGCCGUCCUGAUGUUGACCUCAACGUUUUCCGGACGAUACCGGGCUCUAAAAUCCUCGAGGCGCUGAAGGAGGCCGAGGAACAGGAGCAAACACCGGUGAAACCUAUCCCGCCUGGUACAGAGGAGACGCCGGCCGCGCCCCGAGAAGUAGCGGACAGGACCGAAGCAGUGGAAGACGUCGAGCGAACGGCUGUGUCAGCCGCUUCUGAGGGCCUGGCGUCCAAGCCGAUGCAAUCACCUACAUCCCAAGAGAUUGCCGAAGAAUCUACGAUGACCGACGCCGGCAGGCGGGAAGCCCCUGAGAAGACGCCUCGCCAAGAGCCCGCAGCGGCGAUCCCGGUCGCCCCGGCGCCAGAACCCACCGAACCGAAGACGCUAUCCCAGGAAGACGCGAGCAUUAUUGCCGAGUUGACGGGCUCGUCAUCACCGGUGUCGUCUGGCGCUGCGAGCUACCAACUCCGCGAGUCCCGCGUGCCCUCCUCGCGGAUCGGCCGGCUGUGGAACUACGGCGGCCUUGCAGCAGGCAUGUUCGCAGGCGCAAUCGGGGAGGGGAUCAGUCGCGCGGUCGGCGGCAGUAGCAGCUCAGGGUCGGUAAUGCUCAGCGCCGCAAACUUGGAGCGGCUGGUAGCCAAGCUCUCCCGGAUGCGCGGCGCGGCGCUCAAGCUCGGGCAGAUGAUGAGCUUCCAGGACGCCAAAAUGCUCCCGGCUCCCAUGCUGGAAGUGCUCCAGCGAGUCCAGGACCGAGCAGACUACAUGCCGGCCUGGCAGCGAGACCGGGUCCUCGUCGCCAACCUGGGCGAGAACUGGCGCGACCUGUUCGAUGAGUUCGAGGACAAGCCCAUCGCAGCCGCCUCCAUCGGUCAAGUCCACCGCGCGACGCUCAAAUCCGACGGCACCCGGGUGGCCGUCAAGAUCCAGUUCCCCGGCGUGGCCGACUCGAUCAACUCGGAUCUCGACAACCUCUCCGUCCUGCUCGCCGCCACCAAGCUCCUCCCCAAGGGCCUCUACCUCAACAAGACCAUCGACAACGCCCGCACCGAGCUCGCCUGGGAAUGCGACUACGUACGCGAAGCCGAGUGCGCCGAGCGCUACCGCGAGCUUCUCCUCGGCCCCUCCUCCUCCUCUUCGUCAUCAUCCUCACCCCCAUCAUCAGAAGACCCCGUCUUCUCCGUGCCGCGGGUCUUCCGCCACGCCAGCGGCAAGCAGGUGCUGACGAUGGAGUUCAUGGACGGGGUGGCGGUGACGCGGGCGGCGCCGACGCUCAGCCGCGAGCAGCGCGACUGGAUCGGCACGCAGCUGCUGCGGCUGUGCCUGCGCGAGAUCGCCGAGUUCCGCUUCAUGCAGACGGACCCGAACUGGACCAACUUCCUGUACAACGCGGGCACGGGCCGGCUCGAGCUGCUCGACUUCGGCGCCGCGCGCGAGUACCCGCCCGACUUCGUCGCCCUGUACGUGCGCCUGCUCGAGGCCGCCUCGCGCGCCGACCGCCCCGCCGUGCGCGACCUGAGCCAGCAGCUCGGCUACCUGACCGGCCUCGAGAGCCGCGCCAUGGUCGACGCCCACGUCACCAGCGUGCUGACCCUGGCCGAGCCGUUCAUGCGCUCCGCGCCCGAGGUCUACGACUUCAGCGGCCAGACCAUCACGGACCGCGUCAGGGCGCUGAUCCCCGUCAUGGUGAACGAGCGGCUGGCGCCGCCGCCUGAGGAGACGUACAGCCUGCAUCGGAAGCUCAGCGGCGCGUUUCUGCUGUGCGCGCGGCUGGGGAGUAGGAUUCGGUGUAGGGAGUUGUUUGAGGAGGCGCUGGCGAAGACGGGGUAUAUCGACAAACGAGAGAGCGAGUAAAUCGGCGAUGGGAUGUAGGAUGUAUGUAUAUAAUGUGAACCAUAUAGACACACAACUUCUGUAUCAUAGACUGU